AUGGUUCGUCCACCAGUGAGAAUCGCCAUUCUUCAGAAUGGGCCCUUCGAAGUGAAUCUCACCUCCAACGGCAUCGUUGAAGUUGUAGAUGGCGCUGAAGCCAAUUUUCUUCAUUUGGUUACAGCAGGAUUAAAAGCACCGUAUGUACUUCAAGUUCCAAAAGAUGCUGUAUGGGGAGUGCCAAAUGUGAAAGGCAACUGGUCAGGAUUGAUGGGAAUGGUACAACGAGAGGAAGUCGAUAUGGCUAUAGGAACCAUAUUCAUUUCUGAAAAAAGGAUGUCCGUUGCAGCUUUCAGCUAUCCUUACACUUGGCAGGACGUCACGUUUUCCACUCGCAAGCCUGGGCGCCUGCCAAAAGGGAUGGAUUUCAUGUGGCCUUUCUCUUAUCAAGUCUGGAUUUGUAUAGCAAUCUCCAUUAUAGUCUUGACAAUCGCUUAUCGAAUUUCCAUGACAAAAGCAUAUCCAUUGCCGAAAAUUUUCUUUGGAAUCAUUGGAAUUCUUCUUCGACAAUCUCCAGAGAUAACGUGCAGAUCUUUUCGGGACAGAUGCUUGAUCAUAUCUUGGAUAGGAGGCUGUACUGUCCUUUCUUACAGUUACACAGUUGUUUUGUUAUCGUUUCUCACAGUACCCUUAACAGACCGUCCUAUAGAAACUAUCCCUCAGUUGACAGAGGCAGUGCAGCAAGGAAGAUACAAGUGUAUCAUACCUGCUGGAUCUAGUAUCGUGGAAAUUCUGAAAAGUAGCAAAAAGAAAUCAGACCGAAUUCUUGGAUAUCACAUCUCGAAAACUAAAGGAUACGUAGAUUUACAGAUAGAAGGAGCUGUAGCCAGACAUCUCAAACAAGGGGAUGUAGCUUACAUAGAUAUCAGAGAAAGAAUGAAAAUUAUGUUCCAAAACCAAUUUUAUAUUUCUCGCCACCCAUUAUUCUCUAACCCAGUGGCUGUUGCUCUGAAUAGGAAAUUUCGCUACAAGAAGAGAUUGAACAAAAUUAUAGAAAGGAUAACUGCUGCUGGACUAUAUGAAAAAUCCCUCGGAGAUUAUAUGUAUAAAAAACAGCUAACUUCAAAGUAUCCAGAUGAUUCAAAAUUUGAUGAUAUGAAGCAGCUGAAAAUGACUGAUCUAUACGGAGCUUUCGUUAUUCUUAUCUGUGGAGAAGUGCUUGCGAUUUUAGUUUUUAUAGGGGAAUUAUUGAAAUUCUAUUAUUUUAAAAAAUAG
Molecule: messenger RNA, 1215 nt
Organism: Argiope bruennichi
Lineage: Eukaryota; Metazoa; Arthropoda; Arachnida; Araneae; Araneidae
Product: glutamate receptor ionotropic, kainate glr-3-like
Exons: 1
Coding region: 1-1215 (404 amino acids)
Cellular component (GO): membrane
Molecular function (GO): glutamate-gated receptor activity
Source: RefSeq, a predicted model, not a curated record